This is a messenger RNA of Ochotona princeps (American pika), 1902 nucleotides long. It is a transcript of the gene MLPH, whose product is annotated as melanophilin. Gene Ontology annotation, biological process: intracellular protein transport. Gene Ontology annotation, molecular function: small GTPase binding; actin binding; myosin binding. The transcript has 14 exons. Bases 12 to 1730 code for a protein of 572 amino acids. The record is from RefSeq and is a predicted model, not a curated record. Gene Ontology annotation, cellular component: cortical actin cytoskeleton. NCBI's taxonomy places the organism in Eukaryota, Metazoa, Chordata, Mammalia, Lagomorpha, Ochotonidae.
UGCACGCUGGCAUGGGGAGGAAGCUGGACCUCUCCAAGCUCACCGAUGAGGAAGCCAGGCAUGUCUGGGAGGUCGUGCAGCGGGACUUCGACCUCAGGAGGAAGGAGGAGGAAAGACUGGAGGGCUUAAAGGGCCAGAUCCAGAAGGAGAGCUGCAAACGGGAGCUGCUGGCAGACACGGCCCACCUGAACGAGACGCACUGCGCCCGCUGCCUGCAGCCCUACCGGCUCCUGGUCAACAGCAGACGGCAGUGCCUGGACUGCGGCCUCUUCACCUGCAGGAGCUGCAGCCACGUCCACCCUGAGGAGCAGGGCUGGCUCUGUGACCCCUGCCAUCUGGCCAGGGUGGUGAAGAUGGGCUCCCUGGAGUGGUACUACGAGCACGUGCGGGCCCGUUUCAAGCGCUUCGGGAGUGCCAAGGUGAUCCGGUACCUGUAUGGGAGGCUGCAGCGGGAAGGGGGUGCUGAGCCCAGCUCCGGCGAGAUAAGUGGGGAUAGCGACCUGACGGAGGAGCAGGGAGACUCAGAAUCGGAAGACCUGGAGGACCUGGAGGACCCGGAGGACCCGGAGAGCCCUGAGACCCAGGCCCCACCUCACGGCCUCAGAAAGAAGCGCCGCCUCUCCAUCCACGGGCUGGACCUGGAGGCCGACUCGGACCACUCCACACAGUCCUGCACGCUGCCCCCCGGCUUCUCAUUGGAUACUGAGGCCACGUGCAGCCUGCAGUCCUUCCCAGGUGAGGCCUACUCCCAGGAGACCGUCGUCCUGCAGCAGGCCAACCCGGGCGCCUCCAGGUGCCAGCCCCACCAAGCAGAGCCACUGGACAGCUUCUGGGCCUGCGGACAGGAGGCCCCCGAAGAGCUCCGUUCACCCGGAGAUGCCAGCAGGCCCAGCCCGGGGGUGGCUGCUACUCCAGGGACAGACAACAGCAGCAGUGGCCAGCUCUCCUUGCAGUUCCCGGCCGAGGUGGACAGCUCAGAUGAAGCAAGCCCUGGGGCUGCCACGGGGCCAUCCAUCCACUUGGCACAGAAGGAUGGCACCUUGCCAGUCACUCAGCCUGCAGCUGCUGGGGCACACACGGAGGCCGACAGGGAGGAGGAGGCCCUCAGGAGGAAGCUGGAGGAGCUGACCAGCAACAUCAGUGACCAGGAAGAGGAAGUGGAGCCAGACGGGGGUGCUCCCCCAGCUGGGGCCCCUCCCCAGCAACCCCGGCAGGACCCCAUGAAGGUGUGCACAGGGGCGGGCCCAGCGCCUGGCCAAGAAACAAGCCCCCAGGACCCCGGAGUCCCGGUGCAGGCCAGCAGGAGCACAGCCGCCGAGCUGUCGGAGCUGGAGGACAGAGUGGCAGCGACGGCCUCUGAGGUUCAGCAGGCAGAGAGUGAGGUGUCCGCCAUCGAGUCCAGGAUCGCCGCCUUGCAGGCAGCGGGCCUCACGGUGAAGCCGUCGGGAAAGCCCCGGAGGAAAUCAAACCUCCCGAUAUUUGUGCCCCGCCUUCUUGCGACCCCCGACAAGAGUCCCAAGGAGCCGAGUGCAGAGCCCCCAGAAGUCCAGCCCACAACCGUGCCUUAUCUUCUGCGGAGGAAGUACAUGCCCAAAAGUGCAGGCAAAGACCACGCCUCUUUUGACCGGAAGUCGGUGUACCGCGGCUCUCUGACCCAGCGGAACCCCAGCGGGAGGAGGGGAACAGCCAGUACUGUCUUCAUGAAGCCUGUGAUGCCCCAGCAGCCCUGAAGAAGCAGGACGGAGAGCGUCACUGCCCUGCGCUGGACUCCCUCCCAAGGCACCACACCCCUCCACUGCUGCUCACGGUCACCGCCGCCCCAGAGAGAACCACGAGGAGGACCCCACCAGCCGGGUCCUCAGACGCCUGGGUGGCCCCCAGCUUCUCCGACACCCCCAAGCC